UCAUGGCGAAUCCUUUUUUGAUGGACGAAGACCUGGAUGGUUGCGAUGCAGCUGCCAACCCGUUUCUCAUGCAAUCAGAACCUGAACCUAGUACGGAUAAUCCUUUUGGAGCAGCUACCGGCGCCUCAAAUCCAUUUGCCUUUGGCGCCGAUGAUCUCGAGUUGGGGGCGGAACCGGAAGCGGAAGCUGCCCAUGACAACGAUCUUGACCCGGCAAUGAGUUUCUUUGGCACUACGAUCGAGGCGGAGGACGAUGCGUUGAGUUUGAAAUCAGGCGCCGAGGAGGAGGACGAGGGCAAGAAACUGCCUCAGGCACAGCCACAGUUGCAAUCGCACACGCACCCGCCCCCGUCACGCCCUCAGGCUCCUCCCCAGAGCACCCAAGACUUAAUUAGUACGGUGUCCAGUCAGUUGGACGAAACUAGUUCGGAGCUACUAGGUCGUAUACCUGCCACCCGAUCGCCCAGCCCGGUUUCGAUGCGGGAUCUGCACUCGCCGAGUCCUACUCCGGACUCGGGACUAGCCGAUCUCCUGGAUGUGUCGGUGGAUAGUGGAUCGAGUGCCCAUACUCAAGGAAUGGAGGCUCAUUUAAUAGGGGGAGUGGCAGGCGGGGUGCCGCUAGAUAAUCCCUUUGCAGUUCCGACAGCGGUGCCGAAUAUACAGGCGGCAGCUCCACUGCCUGCCACACCGAUGAAACAACCCCCUCGCCCACCACCGCCUCGUCCUGCUCCCCCACGUCCCGCUCCUCCAGGUCAAGCUGCACCACAGAGACCUCCACCACCGGUGGCCGCAGCUGGUCCACCGCCAGCCGCUCCAGAAGCGGAUGACCUUUUGGAUAUGUUUGGUACUACGGCAAGUAAGCCGGUCAAGCCGCCGCCACCCAAGUCUAAGGAGGACAUACUGAGUCUCUUUGAGCAACCACAUGCACCACCAGCCCCAUCAGCAUCCAAGCCGGACUUACUGCAUGACGAUCUGCCCGAGGCGAUUGGGGAGGAUGUGCCGCAGGAACAAGAGGAGCUGAACGAGGAGCAGAGGAACGGAAACAACUCACGAGAUGAACCAGUAUUUACUUCCCUACUAAUACGACCGGACGAAAGCACCCAUGACAUAACCUCCCAACCACAGGCAGCUACUGGAUUGGAACGGCAGGUGAAUAAUAUGGCUGCACCACCGGGGGCCGCCAGCACGCAGAGGGCUACCACACCGGAUAUUGAGAUCACCACGGUGGAGGAUCUGCCGCGAUCUGAUGACGAGGAUGAGCCGCAGGCUAAGCAGGAACCGGAGACAGAUACGAAACCAAAAAUCGAACCCGAAAGGGAGCCCGAAAUCGUCUCUGAUCACAGCCCCCCAACGGAAGGCCUAGUGACCACCCAGGCAGCUCUCGUCGAUGAUGAGCCCAUAGCCAGUGAGCCCGAGCCGGAGCCGGAGCAAAUGGACACCGGUCUAGACUUUCCGCUGGCUUCCAGCGGCCUGGCCAGCGGUCAGUUGUCCGCCAAUCCCUUCGCCAGCCCCGAGGAGGAAGAGGAGCCGAACCUCGCACCCGUGCCAGCGGUAGUUGCCAAUAUAUUUGCGGUGAACGAUCCGGAACCGGAGAUGGAAACACCGCAAGCGCCCAGCUAUACGGCCAAUAUCUUUGCUUCCGAGCCAGACGAGUUUGACGCAUUCUCAGCCAAGUUUGACUCGGUGAAGAAGGACAAUAUCAGCAUUCUGGAUGGUUUUGGCGGUUCCGGAGCGAUAACGCCCACAGGCGGGGAUGCUUGGGGAGAUAGCGCUUUCGGAUCGGCUACAAUCUCGGCUAAUGCUUUUGGCGACACCAAUUCGGCGGAUAAUGGAUUCGGCAACGAGGACGAUGACUUCUAUGCAAUGCAGGCGCCCGCACGCGCAGAUUCCGUGGAAUCGGUGGACAAGGAGUUCAGCGUGGUUAUCCGCCCGAAGGCUGAAGGAACUAGUGGGGUAGCCCCCCAGCUUGCGCCACCACCACCGCCGGCGCGUGGGGUUAACCAGGCACAGACCACAUCCCCGCCUGGCUCAACCGUCAAUCCGUUCGAGGAUGUUAGUGGCUUCCCGGCUCCGGGACCGCCACCAGCCGAUGGAACCGUCAUUAAACGCACGGACUCGCAGGACACUCCACAGACACCGCUCUAUGACGAGGAUGUAUCACAACCGCUGGAGGAGUUUCCGAGACUCCAUUACAUUGGACCCGGAUGGGAGAUGCAACUCCGGCAGCCCAACAAGAAGAAGAUCACUGGUCAGCGCUUCUGGAAGAAAAUCUUUGUUCGACUGGUGGUGCAGAACGAUGUGCCGGUGGUGCAGCUGCUUAACCAGGCGGGCGAUAAGCAACCCUUCCAAGAACUGCCCUUACAACCGUCGUAUUCUGUGUCGGAGAUCGGGGCUCAGCAGUAUGACCAGUUCGGCAAGAUUUUCACGAUGAAACUACAGUACAUUUUCUACAAGGAGAGACCCGGUGUUAGACCCGGUCAAGUAACAAAGGCGGAGCGGAUCACAAAUAAGCUGACCAAGUUCGCACAAUACGCCAUCGCUGGCGACUACGAAGGCGUCAAGGAGUUUGGCAGCGAUUUAAAAAAACUAGGCCUGCCAGUGGAGCAUGCGCCGCAGUCGUCCCAGCUCUUCAAGAUUGGCUCAAUGAACUACGAGGACAUGAAGCAGUUCUCGGUCUGCAUCGAGGAGGCAUUGUUCAAGCUUCCGGCUCUGCGGGAGCGAGCGUUGACAUACAAAAUGGAGGAGGUCCAGGUAACCGCCGUUGAUGAGAUUACUGUGGAACAGGACUUCGAGGGCAAGAUCCUCAAACAGAUUGCCCGAGUGCGACUCUUCUUCCUCGCUUUUCUUACCGGCAUGCCCACCAUCGAGUUGGGCGUAAACGAUAUGUGGCGGCAGGGGAAGGAGGUUGUCGGCCGGCACGACAUCAUCCCGGUGGCCACCGAGGAGUGGAUCAGGCUGGAGGCCGUUGAGUUUCAUAGUGUUGUUAAUCAGCAGGAGUACGAGAGAACGCGCACCAUCAAAUUUCAACCGCCAGACGCGAACUAUAUUGAGCUGCUCCGCUUUCGUGUGCGUCCGCCCAAGAAUCGCGAACUUCCGCUGCAGCUGAAGGCAACCUGGUGCGUCAGCGGCAACAAGGUAGAACUGCGGGCCGACAUCUUGGUGCCGGGAUUCACCUCCCGCAAGUUAGGCCAAAUCCCCUGCGAGGAUGUCUCCGUGCGCUUCCCGAUACCCGAAUGCUGGAUCUACUUGUUCCGUGUCGAGAAGCACUUCAGAUAUGGCUCGGUUAAGUCAGCUCAUCGGCGAACAGGCAAGAUUAAGGGUAUCGAGCGGAUCCUGGGUGCCGUAGACACGCUUCAGGAGUCGCUGAUCGAGGUGACCUCCGGACAGGCCAAAUACGAGCAUCACCAUCGGGCCAUUGUGUGGCGUUGUCCCCGUUUGCCCAAAGAGGGUCAAGGUGCGUAUACCACACAUCAGCUGGUCUGCCGCAUGGCACUUACAUCGUAUGACCAGAUUCCAAGCGAACUGGCGCCAUACGCUUUCGUGGAGUUCACUAUGCCCGCCACGCAGGUCUCGCAUACCACCGUGCGCUCCGUGAGUGUCCAAGAUUCGGAUGCCGAUGAACCGCCAGAGAAGUACGUCCGCUAUUUGGCACGGCACGAGUACAAGGUUGGCAUCGAGACCACGCACGGCGAGUCCACGAACGCGUAUUUGGCGGCAACGCGUCCUAUUCGCGAGGAGCCGCCCAGCACGGCCACCAAUCCUACUGCGUCCCCGGUCCCGCCCAGCGAUUCGGACACGGACUCCAACUAAGCUGGCUAUCCGCGCUGCUCCGGUGUUUAUCCGGUGGCACACUAGGGCUCAAUCUGAUAUUCACACUCCCAUGUGAAUGGAAAGGCGGUGCCACUGGCAGCAGCUUUUUGUAGAUAUUCCUCUUGCAUGGGUUUCCUUAUCGUUCUUGUUAUAUACUUACAUGAUACUUACAUGAUCCGUUUGCAAUACAGCAAUUAAAGAGUGCGAGUAAAGCAGACAAAGGAAAAAGCUUACGCUGUGUAAAAAGCCAAAUGAACGAAGUCGAGUCGAGAUCUGUGGAUCCAUCAGCCGGCGAGCAGAAAGCUAAAGCAUCUUACGUAACCUUUAAUCUAUGAACCAUAUAACCACAGCCAUAGUCACCCGACCUAACCCAGCCAAGCCCUAAAAAAUUAAACUUCGUUACUUGUAGACAUAUGAUCACGUUAAUUUUAAUUGAAAUCAGACCAGAAUCGUACUUAAAGUCAACCCAUACAUAGUGGUUAUUAUCUCAAGACACUAAAA
This is a messenger RNA of Drosophila santomea, 4310 nucleotides long. RefSeq names its product protein stoned-B. Lineage: Eukaryota; Metazoa; Arthropoda; Insecta; Diptera; Drosophilidae. Gene Ontology annotation, cellular component: AP-2 adaptor complex; synaptic vesicle. The coding region runs from base 3 to 3809 and encodes 1268 amino acids. Gene Ontology annotation, biological process: regulation of endocytosis; synaptic vesicle endocytosis; clathrin-dependent endocytosis. The transcript is spliced from 7 exons. Gene Ontology annotation, molecular function: clathrin-cargo adaptor activity. The record is from RefSeq and is a predicted model, not a curated record.